Pyricularia grisea is the source of this 915-nucleotide messenger RNA. RefSeq lists its product as uncharacterized. Gene Ontology annotation, biological process: L-ascorbic acid biosynthetic process. Gene Ontology annotation, molecular function: calcium ion binding; gluconolactonase activity. The transcript has 2 exons. The coding region runs from base 1 to 915 and encodes 304 amino acids. The record is from RefSeq and is a predicted model, not a curated record. NCBI's taxonomy places the organism in Eukaryota, Fungi, Ascomycota, Sordariomycetes, Magnaporthales, Pyriculariaceae.
AUGGCGGGCCAAGAUAUACAGUCAUGGGAGGUCAAGGAGCCGUGGAUCAACCUUCACUGCGCCCUUGGUGAGGGACCCUACUACGAAAAGGAACACAACCGCCUGCGCUUUCUUGAUAUCAAGAAGAACAGACUGCAUACCGUGUCCCUCGACAAGGGUCCAGACUCUCUCGAGACUCUCGAGAUCGACGUCCCCAUCGGUGUGACUGCCGACAUUGAAGGCGUCGACCCUGCCGAGAAGAUCCUAGUCGGUCUCAAGUACGGCAUGGCCACGUUGGACCGCAAGACGGGAAAGUACGAGUAUCUGACCAAGUUCAAGGAUGAGGACGACAAGCGUCUGAGAGGCAACGAUGGUGCUGUCGAUCCGCAUGGUCGCUUCUGGAUCGGGACUAUGAACGACUUCUACCUGAACGGCGUGUGGCCCGAGGGUUUCCUAAUGCGCUUCGAUGGCAGCAAGUCCAAGGAGACUGUCCUUAGCGACCUGACCAUUCCCAAUUCGGUGGGCUGGUCGCCAGAUGGCAAGAUCAUGUAUUUUACGCACACCACAGCCGGCGUCAUCAUGGCUUGGGACUACUCGCUAGAGGAUGGAAGCCUAUCCAACGAGCGUAUCUUAUACAAGCACGACGGCUCCGGCGGCCCUGAUGGCUUCCGUGUCGAUGCCGAGGGCAACAUAUGGCAUGCAUUCUACGGCGAGGCCCGAGUGCUUCGCAUCUCGCCCGAAGGCAAGGUUACGGGUGUCAUCAAGAUGCCGACCAACAACAUCACGUGUGUCGAGUUUGUUGGUACUGAUUUGUACAUCACCACAGCUGGUGACGAUGACGGACCUGAGUGGAGUAAAAAAUACGACGGUGGGCUUUUCAGGAUCGAUGUUGGUGUCAAGGGCCUUGAUCCGUACAAGUUCAAGCUUGAGAAGUGA